CUCAAUGAUGUUUCGUUUUUGGUUGAUAUCGACAUUCUUUUUGUUACAUUUCGUUACUGGAACGUACCUCGUUCUAAAUCCCUACCAGGCAGGUGGCGCUGGAGGAAACGAGUUCACCUGGGGAACUCCCAUGGGAACCAUGUGCUACCAGAACACGGUCAAGUCGUAUUACCCUGUUACGACUACAACUUUUUACAUCAACACUGCGACCAACAUCAACCACAUCCGCUGCUGGAGUGGUUCUGGGCUGUUCCCGAUCAACGCCAUGCUCGUCAGCGGAGGUGUCGGAACCCGGGCGGCCAACGUCCAGCUUUCGUCCCUUUCGGCGAAGCUCAUCGGUGGCUGUGAAGCAAUGUGUGCCUGAGCAGUGAAUAAAUUAAUGAACUCAAGUUGUGUAUAAUUUACACCCAACAAACAAAAAAAGAGGCCAAUGUUCGCGCACUAAUUCUUCCCAAUUAUGACCCAAUUCCGCAGGUCUCACUUGAAUCGGACUACGAAAUUGCCACUUAUGGCAGGAGGUUGCACCUUAAUUCUAGACAUUUUGCACUGCGAUGCACACCACACACGUGCAACAUUGUCAUUGGGAGAACAACAAAGUUGCACAGCAAAUUGAUAGUUUUGAGGUUUGCAUCUACAGGAAAAAACGGUGUUUUUCGACGUUUGUUUUUGCAUCCAUGCGUUUCUGGGUUUGGCGUGAACAAAUGAUGGUGUCGAGAACAGUUAUGAUCAUAAUUUGAAGCUUUUGACUUUGAAAAAAUAGAAAAUAAAAAAUACACACAUUUUCUUGAGUAAGGGUAAAAAACGAUGAAAAUGUACAUGGUAUCA
Messenger RNA from Culex pipiens pallens (northern house mosquito), 825 nucleotides. RefSeq lists its product as uncharacterized. NCBI's taxonomy places the organism in Eukaryota, Metazoa, Arthropoda, Insecta, Diptera, Culicidae. The record is from RefSeq and is a predicted model, not a curated record. Bases 5 to 364 code for a protein of 119 amino acids. The transcript has 2 exons.